AUGGAGCUGCGCUGCUUGACGGACGAUGCGGCACUUGUACGCGCGGUGCAGAAGCUUAAUCUGGGCGUCCUACCUGUGCAGCCUCCUACGUUCUGCUACCGUCGUGCAGAGAAGGAUAAGCACCGUCUCUCGUGGGCUGCAGUGGACGGGGAAAUUGUGACCGGAGCUGUAAUUGCCGACCUGGAAUUAGAACGAGAUGGACAACGAACGGUGCACCUUCGGACGCUAGCUGUGUCCUCGCAAUACCGACGCCAAGGGAUCGGAAAGAAAAUAGUGUUCAAAGUGGUCGAGCAGGUAAAAAAAGCGGAGAAGGAGGGCGACAAGAUCGACGGAUUUCGCCUUCAUGUUCAUGCCGGAAAUGACGAAGCGAUGGCGUUCUACAAGGCACUGGGGUUCGUUGAAAAAGCCCGUGUCGAAGACUACUAUCGCCACUUAGAGCCACGUACAGCACUCGUGAUGCAGUAUCCACUGCUAUGA
This is a messenger RNA of Phytophthora infestans T30-4, 477 nucleotides long. RefSeq lists its product as uncharacterized. Lineage: Eukaryota; Oomycota; Peronosporomycetes; Peronosporales; Peronosporaceae. The record is from RefSeq and is a predicted model, not a curated record. The coding region runs from base 1 to 477 and encodes 158 amino acids. Gene Ontology annotation, molecular function: acyltransferase activity, transferring groups other than amino-acyl groups. The transcript has a single exon.